AUGAUUUCGCAAUCACUCCUUCUCCUGUUCCCAGCACUUGCGCUGGCGUCGAUUACCAUUGAGGAUCCCUCGGAUGUGAUCAAGCCCAAGUGGUGGACCAAAGACAAUGCACUCCUCGCAAAUUACGAUAUUGCGAUGAUCAGUACUCAGCCGUCGGACAUUGAGGCAAUCCACAAGUAUGACGGAUCUAGCUCGAGUGCCAGCGUCGACCACGUUGCAUGGUCUGCUACGGCGAAUGAUACCAGCGUCCUGCUCGUGGCGAAUGGGGCCGAGUUCAAUGGCUCAUACAUUGACUUCAAGAAGAGUGGAUAUUCGACCAAUCUUAACACGGCCAGUUUUUGGGGAUUCAAUGCCGCAAUCAACGUGGCUAAUGCCUCCACUGCCUACUUUGACAAUGUCAAUGUCACCGUCCAUAACGGAGCUGCUCAAAUUUACUCGUAUGGAACCGACACUGUGGUCCACGUCAACAACUCUUGGCUGUACUCCUCUGGACCGGUCAGUCACGGCCUUUACGCCUCUGGCAAUGGUACAAUCGUCGGCCACAACCUUCAGGUUUACUCUGGUGGCUACCGAUCUUCCAGCUUCUCUGGUGAUUCCCCUGGCGGCUAUAUCUACGUUUACGACAGCGUUGCCCACGCAGCUGGCGUUGGAUCUGCGACUUUCUACUCCCUGGGUCUGAUUGAUGCUCACAACGUGGUCAGCGUUUCCGAGAAAGGCCCCGUUGUUUUCUCCGAUGGUGCCCAAACUACCAACCUGACAAACUGCGAUGCCAUUGCAGGACUACUGGGUGGAGUUGUGAUCUUCAGCAGUUCCACUCGUGUUAGCGGCGCGGAGCUGAACUUGGUCAACACCAAGUUUACCACCCUCGGCAAGACGGUGCCCGGUCUAUGGUUCGGUAAUGUCAUUGCCAGCGCAAACCUGAACAAUGCCCGGCUUGACACCGCCUCUGGCAUUCUGGUGGUAGCCAACUAUUCCCAGGUUACUCAGGACUUUGACUACUACGCGGACUACGAGGACAACAGUAGCCUGUCCCCCGCCGAGGUGACUCUGACCGUCACCGAGUCCGACCUGGUGGGCGAUUUGGUCGCUUACAACAAGAGCGUCAUUAGCUGGACACUCAACGACUACAGCAGCUGGACUGGUUCUGCGUACUCUGGUUAUGGGGAGGCCUACUUCGACGUUGCUCUGGACGCUACCAGCAACUGGACUCUGACCCGCGAUACUACCCUGCAGAACUUCACCGAUACCUUAACCAGUCUGUCCAACAUCCACAGCAAUGGUCACAACAUCUACUACAACUCGAGCCUGAACAGCUGGUUGGGUGGUAAGACGGUUCGUCUGUCUGGUGGUGGUGUGGCGAAGCCAAUCUCUUCGUCUAACAGCCGGGUCCACCGGGGGCUCACUGCUGGUCGCCGGCUGUGA
Molecule: messenger RNA, 1422 nt
Organism: Penicillium subrubescens
Lineage: Eukaryota; Fungi; Ascomycota; Eurotiomycetes; Eurotiales; Aspergillaceae
Exons: 3
Coding region: 1-1422 (473 amino acids)
Source: RefSeq, a predicted model, not a curated record